This is a messenger RNA of Amphibalanus amphitrite, 1953 nucleotides long. Its product is annotated as putative lysozyme-like protein. Lineage: Eukaryota; Metazoa; Arthropoda; Thecostraca; Balanomorpha; Balanidae. The record is from RefSeq and is a predicted model, not a curated record. Bases 656 to 1207 code for a protein of 183 amino acids. The transcript is spliced from 6 exons.
UGUCGCGAUUCCCCCUCCCCGCCUCGGCUGAGCGGGCCACGUAACUCCAUAUGCCGUGAGUACCCCUCCCCCUGCCUGACACCUGAGCGGGCCGCCGCGGUCGUCGCAUGGAAAGUUACCGGGUGUGUGGACUGUAAAACUGAUAAUGAUUGGCUGUUUUCGACCAAUGGUUUGGGCUGUCUGUCUACUUUUAUUUGGCAGCAAUGUGGAAGCCUGCACUGAACGACCGUUUUCCAAUACAGUUCACUACCAGAGGUUCACCCGUUUGUACCGCCGACCGACCGAAUCAGCGUUCGUAACCACCAUUAAUCACAUAAGGUCCUCCGGGCCGGAUGGCUGAUCCUUUUCAGUCAUUUGUUUUUGCUUUUGAUUUCGUUUGUGAGAGUCGAUACCGUCAAGAUUUUGAAGUGCUGUGCUUGUGCGUGAUAUAUCAAGAUGGAGGAGGAGCUGAAAAUCAGGAGCCGUCUGAGAGCGCACGGGGCGGACGCUGAUUGGUCGUUUCCGGCGUCCGUAUGAGGGCGAGCGGUGACGUCAGGCCGACUGCGCCGUGUGCCGUGCAGUGUCCGCCGCCGGCGGCGCCGGGCCGGCCCGCGCAGUGGUCGGGGCGGUCGAACGGGGGACGGGCGGUCAGCGGCGGCGCAGCGCGACUGCAGACAUGAGGGGACUCAGCGCUACAGUGGCGAUCCUGGCGGUAGUCGGCGUAGUUAACUCGCAAGCAGAUAACAUGUACGGCACGGGUGGUUCGAGCUGGAGCACCUCCACGGGCGGCAGCUCCAGCUCCAGCAGCUCCAGCUCCAGCUCCAGCGGCGGCGGCGGCAGCAUCAGCAACUCGGCCAUCAGCCAGUCGCAGGCCGGCGGACGGGUGGAGAUGCAGUGUGGCGGCGUCGGCGACCGGGUCUGGUUCAGGGAAGACGGCGGCGGCCGCCGGGAGCUGGCUCGGAAUGGGCAGCUCGGCUCGGCACCCGCCCGGUACCGUCUGCAGUCCUCUGCCGGCUACGACACUCUCACGAUCAACCCCACGGAAACAUCCGACACCGGGAAGUUCAUUUGUGAGACGAGAAGCAGCAAUGGACUGACAUCUACACACACUUAUACGGUGACCAUUGGCAGCGGAGGUGGCGGAGGCGGCGGUAAUGGCGCCGCGGGGCCGCGGACGACCACCGGCGCCGCCGCCGGCCUCAUGGGGGCCAUGAUGCUGCUGCUGUAGCUCCGGCGCCCCAGCUGCUGUUGUAGCUCCGGCGCCCCAGCUGCUGCAGGACGCCCCCGACGGACGCCCUGCUAACGGGCUGUGUGCCAGCGAUCUGGCGUCACUGUCUGCCCGGAUGGAUCGGCGCCUGUUUUGGUUGGCAUUAGGAGUGCCUUGGCGUGGCUGUUUGUUGGCGUGUCUCUUUCACGGAUUCCCAGUCCUGUAUCUUGUUUGGAGUGUCGCUGCUGCCUUGUCCGGAGGCCGUUGCUGUUGGGACGACUAGUCGGAUGUUUGAUAGCGCAUAAAAAUAGAUGGUUUAUUGAGCGGAUGUGCCGUCUAGCUCUAGGCUGUUCCGGUGUAUGCGACUAAGGGAAAGGAUAAACUAUUGGAUGUUUUUGAGAGAAGGGAUGCUUUAACUGAGAUCAUCUGGGUAUAGAUCGUUAUUGGUUCUUGGCAUUCGCACCCCAUUCUUGAGCCAUUGGUGUACAUACAGGGUAUCUGCUAUGGAGGUGUGUGAGGCAUUCCACAGCCAUUUAACGGCGAAUGGUGAACAUUCUUUGCGAGGAGACGCGUUGUUGCAUUAUCACUAAGGUUUGCCUUGUACCUAAUACUAAUAUUACGGCCUGCAUAUAACGACGCCAUGAAUAAUGCGAAAAGGCAUGAGACAAUGCGUUAUCGAUGUUAGGCAGGGUUCGGCAUCUAUCUCCUUAGCGAUUUAAAAACGUUGUAAUGGUUGUGACUUUUUGAAUACAUGUAUUUUCGAUGCA